This is a messenger RNA of Diabrotica virgifera virgifera (western corn rootworm), 596 nucleotides long. Its product is annotated as E3 ubiquitin-protein ligase RNF180. The transcript has 2 exons. Gene Ontology annotation, cellular component: endoplasmic reticulum membrane. NCBI's taxonomy places the organism in Eukaryota, Metazoa, Arthropoda, Insecta, Coleoptera, Chrysomelidae. Gene Ontology annotation, biological process: norepinephrine metabolic process; protein polyubiquitination; positive regulation of proteasomal ubiquitin-dependent protein catabolic process. Bases 145 to 594 code for a protein of 149 amino acids. Gene Ontology annotation, molecular function: ubiquitin protein ligase activity; ubiquitin conjugating enzyme binding. The record is from RefSeq and is a predicted model, not a curated record.
UGUAUAAAAUAUUUUUUGAUUGUACCGUAUUUGUUUUUGAUUUAAAAUUAACAGUAAAUAUGUUUCGAUUAUUUAAAACGGAAAAAGAAUACCCGUGGAAAGAAAACAACUGUAGUGAUAGUAGAAGUGAUUUAACAGAAAGUAAUGGCAAGAAGAAAAGUGAUAAGGACAAUGAUAAGAAAAAAGAUGACGAGAAAGAAAACGAAGAGGAAAGAAAAAAAGAUGAAAACCAUCAAAAAUAAGAGAAUGUUCCAAGAAAUAAAAUGCAAGAAAUGCCGUAAAACCAUCUUUAGCCCAGAUCAAAUCAAAACUAACCUAAUUUUAAAUGCUCAUGGUCAUCCAAUGGACAAUUCUAGAGUUUGUGAUAUUGACGUUGAAGAAACCAAUGUAUUUAUAAAUGACGAGCACCUUCCUAGUUGGAUAAAAGAUCGAAUCGAAGCUGAAGAAUGGUCUAAAGGUAGAAUUAAUUGCCCUAAUUGUGAUUCAAGAAUUGGUAGUUUUGAUUAUGUGUCUGGACAAAAGUGUGCGUGUUUUACUAAUUUGUUGCCUCCUAUUCAUUUUAUAAAAAGUAAAAUAGAUUUAAUCAAAAAGUAACA